UGUGAUGAUUAGUGGAUUUAUCAAAGUUAUCUCUACAAAGGCAAGAUUGUUAAUUACGUUUUGAAAAGAAGUUAAAACGGCAAUUGGUUGAGUUGGAAGCUUCGUAUGUACAAACUCUCUUUUGUUUUCUUGUCAUGCAGAAAUUUGAAAAGAAGCAUAAAGUUGGAAGAACAAUUUACACAAAGCACAUACUCAAAUGUCUGCUUCAAGCUCUCAACCACCAACCACCGGAACCAAAAUGCCAAGCUUGAAGCGGAUGUACAUAUAAGCUUGAGUCCCUCAAGGCAUCAACAUAAGCAAUGGAUAUUGAAAAUGGAAGAAAACCUGGUGUUAGCUCAACAAAGCCGGAGACGAAGGGGCUACUUCUGAUGCUGAGGAUGGUGGCAUUCUGCGCCACAGCGUCGGCCACCGUUGUGAUGGCACUGAAUAAGGAAACCAAAACCGUGGUGGUUGCUACCAUUGGAAAUACACCCAUAAAAGUUACUCUCACUGCCAAGUUUCAGCACACCCCAGCAUUUGUGUUCUUUGUCAUAGCUAAUGGAAUGGCCAGUCUCCAUAGCUUGCUAAUGAUACUCGUGGACUUAUUCGGGAAGUCUUUUGAUUACAAGGGUCUGAAGCUUUUCAUGAUUGCUAUUUUAGACAUGAUGACAGUGGCACUGGUAGCUGGAGCAGCAAAUGCUGCUGCAUUCAUGGCAGAGCUAGGGAAGAACGGUAAUUCACAUGCCAGGUGGAACAAGAUCUGUGACAAAUUCGAUGAAUUUUGCAACCAUGGAGGCGGUGCCAUCAUCGGUUCAUUUGUUGGGAUUUUGCUUCUGCUGAUCAUCAGUGCAAUGUCCAUUAUUAGACCCAUAAAACCAGCAUCCAGUGUACAACACUGCAGUCCUGCAGUCUAGUUUCUGUAUUCUCCGUUGCUGUUAUGCAUCCUACUUGUGUGUUGUUUUCUCCUUAAUCUGCCUUUCAAAUUGUAAUGUAUGAAAUAAUCAUCGGAUUACUGACGUUUCUAGUUGAAGAUGGAAUUGAUUUGGAAAACCUGGGUUGACAAGAAAACAAUCAAUUUCAAUAAAGCAUAGAAUUCGGAC
Messenger RNA from Tripterygium wilfordii, 1079 nucleotides. RefSeq names its product CASP-like protein 1B2. The coding region runs from base 300 to 893 and encodes 197 amino acids. Lineage: Eukaryota; Viridiplantae; Streptophyta; Magnoliopsida; Celastrales; Celastraceae. The transcript has 4 exons. The record is from RefSeq and is a predicted model, not a curated record.